AUGAAAUUUCUAAAUGAUAUUAGUGUCGCUAUUGGUGUCCCUGAACCAAUACUUCGUUUAUUAUCAACAAUAUUAUUUGCGUAUCCCUUAGCUUUAGUUUAUCGUCUUGUUUUUCUUCGUCCUAUCGAAACAAAAUGGGCACCUUUUAUUCGUAACCUUUAUGUAGUUAUUGCUGGUUUAGGACUUAGUUUUUAUUAUAAUAAGUCGGAUAUUAAACAUUCUUUUUCAACUACAAUUUUAACUUGGUUCUUUUGUUAUUUUGGUGAUAUCAUUGGAAAUCGAAAAAUUUCUGUCAUUCUUACUUUCACUUUUAAUUUGGGUUACCUUUGUUGGGGAUAUUAUGUUACUAGAAAAGAUGAUUAUGAUGUGGGUUGGACCAUGACGCAAUGUGUUCUUUGUUUAAGAAUGAUUGGAUUCUCGAUGGAUUUUUGGGAUGGUGAAAAAUUGAAAUCUUCAUAUUCUUCUUCCAAAACAGCAAGUAAUCGAACAACAAAUUCUUUCGAGAAAAAUCAAAAUAAUAAUUUACCCAAACAACCAAUUUCAUUUGAAAGAAAUAUUCAAUUAAUUAAACUUCCUUCAUUAUUUGAAACUAUCGGUUACGCACAUUUCUUUGGUGCAUUUUUAAUUGGACCACAAUUUUCUUUUCAUCUUUAUCAAAAAUUUCUUACCGCUUCAGUAUUUCCCAUCAAUAAAAUUCCUUCCGGAUCUUAUAGAGCAGCUUUAAAAAGUUUAACUUUAGGUGCUUUAUAUUUAGGAGCAUAUCAAAUUGGUGCAACAUAUUUUCCUAUAGGAUACUUAAUCACUAAAGAAUAUGCUGAGAAUUCGUUUUUUCAACGAUUAUAUCUUGGAAUAUGGACAAUAUCAGAAGGUUCAUGUAUUUUAUCUGGUAUUUCAUUCAAUAAUUAUGAUAAAGAAGGAAAAGCGGAAUGGAAUGGACUUGCUAAUGUUGAAAAGUGGAAAUUUGAAUUCGCUACAUCACUUACACAAAUUGUCGUAUCAUUUAAUACCAACACCAACUUUUGGACAAAAACCUAUAUCUUCAAAAGACUUAUAUUCUUGGGCAACAAAAAUUUAUCAUCAAUUUUAUCAUUAGUAUUUUUAGCAGUUUGGCAUGGAUUACAUUCUGGAUAUUACUUUUGUUUCAGUUUAGAAUUUUUCGAUGUGGAAGCGGAAAGAAGAUGGGCAAAAAGAUUUGAAAAAUAUACUAAACCAUUAUAUUCUUUAGAGAAUAAAAAUAAUUUACGAAUUAAAUUUUUAAGAUAUUUACAUCAAUUUGUAUGUUGGAUCGGACAAACUUGUGCAUUACAUUAUGCCAUGAUACCUUUUCAAUUAUUAAAAUUUGAACAUUGUUUAAUAGCUUAUAAUUCAGUUUAUUGGAUUGGACAUCUUGCGGUUUUAAUGACAAGAUAUCUCUUGGAUUUCGUCCCUAUAAACAAUACAUUCGAUUUAAAAUUUCAUAAAUUCGAUAAAACAACUUUACACGCCACUUUCAUAUUAGAUAAUACUCAACCUACUGGUACUUUGGGUCCUAAUCAUUCUAAACUUUGGGGAUUAAAAUUACGAGGGGAUGGAAUAUUACGAGAUAAUUGUAUAAAUGAACCAUUAUUAUAUAGUGAUUGGGAUUGCCCCACUGAAUUAAAUGAAUCAAGAAUUUAUGUAUUUGAUUCAGAAACUGACAAAGAACAUCCUUUCUUAAAAACUUUUUUCGUUACUAAUGGUCAAAUAAAAACUCCCACUAGUGAAUGUAAAUCAACUGAUGGCCGGUGGAAUUCUUGUAUAAUGGGGGUUAUAGAAUCAGUUGUUAUUAAAGCUCCAAUGUUAAUGGCUUCUAUUGAAGAAAAAACUCAAGAUAAAUAUCUAGGAGGGGUGAAAUUCAUGAUUUUGGAAGGUGGUCAAAAAUAUUUGAAAAAGAAAAAAACCUCAUUUCAAACUACUUAUCUUCGACCUAUUGUAGUUUACCCUAAAGUGCUGAAAGGUGCUGCAAAUUUUGCUACAGUUCAAAACACUUCACCACCACUAAGCCGCACUUAUGGUAAUCUAAAGGACGAAGAUCGAAUUUUCACAAAUUUGUAUUUACGACACGAUUAUAGACUAAAAGGUUCCAAGCAAAGAGGCGAUUGGUACAAAACUAAAGAAAUAAUAUUAAAGGGGCAUGAAUGGAUUUUAAAAGAGAUCAAAGAAUCUGGACUUCGAGGUCGUGGAGGUGCUGGAUUCCCAACAGGCUUAAAAUGGAGUUUCAUGAAUAAGCCACCAGAUGGCCGUCCUAAGUAUUUGGUAGUUAAUGCUGACGAAGGUGAGCCAGGUACGUGUAAAGAUCGUGAAAUCAUGCGUGGUGAUCCUCAUAAACUUGUUGAAGGGUGUUUAGUGGCUGGAAGAGCAAUGAAUGCUUCUGCUGCUUACAUAUAUAUAAGAGGUGAAUUCUAUAAUGAAGCUUCAAAUUUACAAGAAGCGAUUAAUGAAGCAUAUGAAGCCGGACUUAUUGGAAAGAAUGCUUGUAAUUCAGGUUAUGAUUUUGAUGUAUAUAUUCAUCGGGGAGCCGGAGCAUAUAUUUGUGGCGAAGAAACUGCUUUAAUAGAAUCCUUGGAAGGAAAACAGGGCAAACCUAGAUUAAAGCCUCCAUUCCCAGCUGAUGUUGGUUUAUUUGGUUGUCCAACCACCGUAACCAAUGUUGAGACUGUUGCUGUGGCACCUACUAUUUGCAGACGUGGUGGUUCAUGGUUUGCAAGUUUUGGAAGAGCAAAGAAUAGCGGCACAAAACUUUAUUGUAUCUCAGGUCAUGUGAAUGAACCUUGCACAGUUGAAGAGGAAAUGAGUAUCCCUUUAAGAGAUCUUAUUGAACGUCAUGCUGGAGGAGUACGUGGUGGAUGGGAUAAUUUAUUAGCAAUAAUACCUGGUGGUUCAUCAGUUCCUGUUUUACCAAAGCAUAUUUGUGACGAUGUUUUGAUGGACUUUGAUGCUCUUCGUGAUGUUCAAUCUGGAUUAGGAACUGCUGCUGUUAUUGUUAUGGAUAAAUCUACUGAUAUUGUUCAAGCAAUUUCUAGAUUAUCUGCUUUUUAUAAACACGAAAGUUGUGGUCAGUGCACACCUUGUCGUGAAGGUACAUCAUGGCUUAUGAACAUGAUGUCACGUUUUGAGAAAGGUUAUGCUGUUUCGAGAGAAAUUGAUAUGAUCCAAGAAUUAACAAAACAAAUAGAAGGUCACACUAUUUGUGCUUUGGGCGAUGCCGCAGCAUGGCCCAUUCAAGGAUUAAUCCGUCAUUUCCGACCAGAACUUGAGGCUCGUAUGAAAUCAUAUGCUGAAACUCAUUCUGAACAAGAUUUAAAAAAAUUUUCUGUUGCAGCCCCCGGGUUAUAA
Diversispora eburnea is the source of this 3354-nucleotide messenger RNA. The record is from the annotation of a GenBank genome assembly. Lineage: Eukaryota; Fungi; Glomeromycota; Glomeromycetes; Diversisporales; Diversisporaceae.